Molecule: messenger RNA, 2460 nt
Organism: Theobroma cacao (cacao)
Lineage: Eukaryota; Viridiplantae; Streptophyta; Magnoliopsida; Malvales; Malvaceae
Source: RefSeq, a predicted model, not a curated record
AUGGAAUUUGAAGGAGGGUUGAAGAAGAAAAUUUCUGGAAAAUUUCCUGAAUUUGGUGCUAUCUUCAUGUCAAAUGCAUCUACGAGGGUAGAGUGUUUUGAGAGAAAGCUCUUUGGUCUUCCAAUGUCUUCCGCUGACUUUGUUAAAGGAGUUAAGGUUGGAAUGAUUUUGUUUCUUUUCGAAUAUGAAAAGCGAGAACUUCAUGGAGUCUUCAAAGCAACUUCACAUGGUGAGCUAAAUAUCAUUCCUCAUGCAUAUAGUUCAUCAGGGAAGAAAUUCCCUGCCCAGGUUAGGUUUACCACAAUCUGGCACUGCCAUCCUCUUCAGGAAAAUGAAUUUCAGGAUGCUAUUAGAAAUAAUUACUUCGCCACAAACAGAUUCAACUUUGGGCUGUCUAAAGAUCAGGUUCACAGGCUUCUAAGGUUGUUUGAUUCAAGAAAGAUAAGAGUAUUCCAAUCUCAAAUUUUUAUAGGUGGUGAAACUAGAAAAAGGUAUCAUAAGUCUUCACUAAAGAAAAGAGAAACAGAGAAAGAUAAGUCCAAUCAUACUAAGAGUGCCAGAAAGAAACUGAAAAGGGAUAUUGAUAGCGUCUCGCAUUCUAAUGUAGAGCCCUUAGCAUAUUCUGGUAAACUGAUUGUGGCAAAAGAUGAAUCUCAACUGUUAGAUUCUGGAGAUUCACAUAUUGAAUGCGAGGAAUCUGAUAGCAUGCACUGUAAUUGCUCGUACUGUCCUGAAGGUCCUUAUAGCCAAGGCUCAUUAGCAUUUGUUGCCAGUCACAGCUCUGCUUCUGGACAGGAAUUGUGCCCUCAUCCUGACCAUGCUUUUCAAAGUGUUCCUGUUAGCGUUGGAGAAGAGCUUAAAGAGUUGGAAACUUCAGGAAAUUGUGAUAUUGAUCUUGGAGAUUACAUACCUUUGUUGCCCUCUGAUGAUUCUGACUCCACAGAUACCAGGCCUUCCCCAGAGUCUGGAUGUGUUAUGAAAGAUCACGUAGGUCUACCUUUUUCUGCCUCAGGUCUAUAUGAGGAUACAUGCCAACCAGUCCCUACUGCUUCUCCCAUCACAAAAGUAGAUGAUGUCCGCAUAAAUGAGAAUGCUUAUAGUUUAAAAUCCCCAAUGCACUACUGCCAAGAAAACAGCAAUUCAGAUUUUAUCUAUCAGUAUGCAUCUGUCUGUGGUCUGUAUUCUGAUGAUUCAAACAACCGAAGCAGUGUGUCCUCUCGUUUGAAUUUUUUUUCAGGGGUACAAGACAAAGAGGCUGAUACCAGAGUGGAGAAAUCAGUAUAUAACACAAGAAAACAAAAGAUGUGCAGUAUUGAAGUGGAUAAGUCAGCUCAAGAUUUCAUGGAAGGAUUGCAGCAAAUGCAUGACAAAUGGAAGAAAACAGUGAUAGUGUCUAGAUCUGUUGAAAGGGCAAAUGAUCACACUGCGAAUAAAAAAACAAGUGUAAGUAUGUGUUUGAGUAGGACUUCAGAACCUGAUGUACAAGAUAAUGACAUUUCUACGAGGUUGCAAGGGAGACAUGACAAACAGAGGAACAUGAGAGAAACUAAAUCCCCUGUUUCAGGAGGAAAGAGAACUAGUGUGUUUUUGCGCUUGAGUAGGACUUCAGAACCCGAUGUAAACAAUAGUGGCAGCUCUACAUUGUUGCAAGAGAGACAUGACAAGCAGAGGAAGAAACAAGAAACCGAAUGCCCUGUUGCAGGAAAAUUUAUCACUUACCACAUAUGGUAAGUUCAAUUUGCCUUAACAGUGAAAAUGAAGAAAUAGGCAAAAGCUUGACCGUUACAGACUCAGAUAGAGCAGAGCUGGAUGAUAAUACAAGUCCUUACUAGGCUAGUACUGCGGUCAAAAGGCCACUGAAGACAGGAAAGAGUCACCACCUUGCAUCAAACAGCUUGUAGAAGUCCAUGAGAAACUGACUGAUAACAAAGAUAAAUCUGAAUGUUAUGAGGCUAAUUCUGGAAUUAACGGAGAUGCGGGGUGUGGAAAAUCUAAUGAUUCGGGAAGAGCAGAUUGGUCAACAUUUAUAGUCAGUUCAGUCCAAGAGUAUGUCUUGAAUUUGCUUCUGUUUUCCUUUUUCUUUUACACCCAAUGAAUGGAAUUACUAGGCAACUAUAGGGAACAUGGUGGGACAUGGAACAUGUGCAAAAAGUGAAAUAGGGAGCAAUUGGAUUAGGAUAUAAAAGCAACAAAGUAUUAGGUCUUAGUUUCUUGUAGACAUGUGCAGUAGUGAAGCAAAAAUAGCAGAGAUAUGUACCCAAAAGAAAACAAUAGCAGAUUUUAUCAAACCAUGGAGAGAUUUAAGAGGGAAGGACAGGGAAAAGACAAUGUUAACUUCACUUAAUGUAUAUGGUGAGAGACUUACCUAACAUACUGUAGUUGGAUAAUGUUCAUAUGUCCGACAUUCCAAUAGUUUGUUAACUAUGUAUGUGGUGAGAGGCUUACAUAACACCUUGGCAU